CCAAUCAUCUCCUCAAAUAGCCCUGAUACAGGCAAACCAUUUGACAGGGCCAACCUGGAUGACGACGAAAGAGCUCUACAACUUCCAAUCUCCACAACUAGUUUUGACCUAACUGUCACAAGUGUGUUGUGGAUAACUGUGGAUGAGGAAACUGCAGGAAAUGAACUGUUAGUGGAGAUAGCAUUAUUUCUGUCCGCCCAAUAGUGAGCUUUAUAAAGCCUACUCCUCAGGCUUGAUUGAUUGACCAGACACUCUGGAAACUUAAGCCUUCCACGAACACAACUUUGGAAAGUGAGUGACUAUAAAGUGAGCGGGUGAGUGCAUUUCAAAACUCUCAACAUCAUUAGGAGAGUUCUAAGGCCAUCAGCUUGUUCACCAUGCUGACCAGCUUUGAUGUGCAGGCCUGGCUAAACAGCAACUGGUCUGAACUUAACAAUACACACUGGCUAGGAAACGAAAGCUGGGUUCAGGAUGCUAACACAACAGACAGACCCCCGGCAGGAAUUUCUCCACCCCCAGACCUCAUCUUUAGAAUUCUAGAGACCUUCCUGGAGUUCCGUAUUUCCCAGUAUCUGGGCAUCUAUGGCUACCCUGCUCUGAUAGUCAUCGGCAGCUUGGGGAAUGCUCUGAGCUUUGUGAUCAUGUCUCGUAAAACUAUGAUCACAGUAUCCACCUGUUUUUACAUGGCCGUUCUGGCCGUGGCCGACACGAUAGUGCUGUACUUCAGCUGCCUACGCAGGUGGAUAACCUACCUGCAGAACUAUGACACCAGUAAUGUGAGCCCCGCAGGGUGCAAGACACUCACUUUCAUCACCUACUGGAGCUUCCAGUUCUCUUCCUGGAUACUGGUCAUCAUGACAAUCGACCGAUUCCUGGCAAUCCACUACCCUCUGACGGCCUUGACCUUCAGAGUUCUGCGACACCCCAAGUGGAUAGUUCUUGUCAUCGCUCUCGUUUGUUCUGCGUUUGAUCUGCAGUACUUUUUCAUCACAGACCUCAACGAGGAAGGAGUGUGUUUACCAUUAGAGGAGCAUCGAUACUUUCACGAGAAAGUCUGGCCAUGGCUGGACGCGACAAUAUAUUCUUUUCUUCCCUUUGUCCUUUUGCUCGUGUUUAACAUUAUUAUAAUUGUGGACAACAAAAAAGCACAGAAACGGCAGGCUGUUUUGCAGGCUGGCCCCGACUAUGGUUCUUCUACCCAGGCGAGACAAGACACGAGCAGUAAAAUCACCAUUAUGCUCCUCACAGUCUCUUUCUCGUUCCUUGUCUGUUCAGCGCCAAAGGUCAUCCUCAUGAUCAUUCGCGAGGACACGUUCGAGUUUUACGGUGAAAACGGCAGUAUAAACUGGCAAGACCUGGCGACCUACAGACUGGUCUCAGCCAUAACUAACAUUUUUCUCUACAUAAACCACAGCAUCAACUUUCUUCUCUACUGUGUCAGUGGCCGAAAAUUUCGCCAGGAACUUAGAAAUAUUUUCAGACAUUCAACCAAAUCGUUUCAUUUAAGAGGGAAACGGAGGUCGGUGGCCUCGACAUGUACUUCCAUGUCAGAGCUGAACAGUCGCAGUUCAUUUCAGAGGCAAUCCUCCAGCGAGGGAAGUGUGAAUUCUGAUGUCAGUGACAGACAAGAUCCUACAACAUGUAUACCCUGAUGGCAGAGACCAUGUACACUGCAGUAGUGUAAAGAAUACAAAUUCCUAGAGUUGUGAUUCUAACAUUUAUAUACACAUAUAAACAUUUCUCAUUCCUCGUUUAUAGAGCAAUGACAAUCU
Messenger RNA from Liolophura sinensis, 1772 nucleotides. Its product is annotated as psychosine receptor-like. The record is from RefSeq and is a predicted model, not a curated record. The coding region runs from base 378 to 1652 and encodes 424 amino acids. Gene Ontology annotation, cellular component: membrane. Gene Ontology annotation, molecular function: G protein-coupled receptor activity. The transcript has a single exon. NCBI's taxonomy places the organism in Eukaryota, Metazoa, Mollusca, Polyplacophora, Chitonida, Chitonidae. Gene Ontology annotation, biological process: G protein-coupled receptor signaling pathway.